CUUAUAUAGAGAGUAUGUUACUACUGUCCUCUUUUAAUUUUGGAAAAAUAACAGCAAUUUGUUUCCUUUGUUUUCUUUUGAGAAAGAUUUGUUUCCUUUUGUUACAAACCAAAGUUGUUAACUAUUCCAAAAUAUGAAAUAUAAAUACUACUUAUGAACUCCUAAAGCUUCAUCACCAUCACGUAAUCAACUUGUAAUGAACAAUGUCUCUAGUCAAAAGACUCAAACCCAGCAUCUUAUUACUAUUUGCAAUCGCUCUUUCCUGUAAUUUCAUUCUUCCAUCUUUAGCCCAAGACUGGAAACAAGAAUUCCUAGAGGCACAUAACGAAGCCCGGCACGAGGUUGGGGUAGAGCCAUUGGUUUGGAGCGAUGAGGUCGCUGCUUAUGCCUCGAGCUAUGCAAACCAGAGAGUCAGUGACUGUGCCAUGGUCCAUUCGAAUGGACCUUUUGGAGAGAACAUAGCAUGGAGUAGCGGAGAUAUGUCGGCUGAGGAUGCUUCGGAAAUGUGGAUCGACGAGAAGAAGUACUACGACUACGAUAGCAACACUUGUAAUGAUCCAAACGGUGGCACUUGUCUGCAUUACACACAAGUGGUUUGGAGAAACUCUCUUCGAUUGGGAUGUGCUAAAGUGGUGUGUAACAGUGGUGGUACUUUUAUUACAUGCAACUAUGAUCCUCCUGGUAAUUACAAUGGAGAAAAACCAUAUUAA
Brassica oleracea var. oleracea is the source of this 710-nucleotide messenger RNA. Its product is annotated as pathogenesis-related protein 1. The record is from RefSeq and is a predicted model, not a curated record. Gene Ontology annotation, cellular component: extracellular region. The transcript has a single exon. Bases 204 to 710 code for a protein of 168 amino acids. NCBI's taxonomy places the organism in Eukaryota, Viridiplantae, Streptophyta, Magnoliopsida, Brassicales, Brassicaceae.